AUCAAAAAAGUUCUGGAGUGAGGAGAACCGGAUCCUGCUGUCGGAGCUGCUGCUGAGAGGGGUCUUACCGGAGGAAUACAUACAGUAUAGAGGGAGUAAAGGAGGGCGUCCGAGAGGAGGAGGCGCAGAGGGAGGACAGGUGUGUUUUUCUGUUUCUAAGGACUGAGGACAGGCGGACAGGUGCAGAUCAAUCCGCCUCUCAAGUUUCCCUGCGAGGACUUUUUAUUCCUGGUUUUAUUUUGAAAGUGGAGUAUCCCCCCCCCCCCCCCCCCCCAGCUGCUCCGUGUGUCCUACAGGAGCGAGGUUCCCGGCGUCAGGAGAGCCACACUCCCCCCGCUUCGCCACUGCUGGUGAUGCUCCUCCGCCGCACAGCAGGGGGGCUUCAGCUGCAAUAACACCGGAUCUAUUUUCUCUCUUUCUUAUGGAAUACACACUCCAGCAAACCUGACGGAUUUUCCCAUGCGUCAUUGCGACUGAAGGACGAGCCCUCUCUCUCUGCACAUACACACACACACACACACACACACACACACACACACACACACACACACACACACACACACACACACACGCCCCGAAACAAACAUGUCCAAAACACUGAAGAAGAAGAAGCACUGGUCCUCCAAGGUGCAGGAAUGCAGCCUGUCGUGGGGGGGCGAGGGAGGGGAGGUUGGGGUGAGGGGGGGCGCGGAGAUGGGGGAGUUCCCGCACCUCGCGCACACCGUCCCGGAGGGGCUGCUCGUGCACGCGGGCAGGGCUCCGUGCGCGGGAGACGUGCUGCUGGAGGUGAACGGCACCCCAGUGAGCGGACUCACACACAGGGACACACUGGCCGUCAUCAGGCACUUCCGGGAGCCCAUCCGACUCAAGACCGUCAGACCAGGGAAGGUUCUGAACACGGACCUGCGGCACUACCUCAGCCUGCAGUUCCAGAAAGGCUCUCUGGACCACAAGCUGCAGCAGGUGAUCCGAGACAACCUGUACCUGCGCACCAUCCCCUGUACCACUCGGCAGCCCAGAGAGGGGGAGGUCCCCGGAGUGGACUACAACUUCAUCAGCGUGGGGGAGUUCAGGGAGCUGGAGGAGAGCGGCCUGCUGCUGGAGAGCGGCACCUAUGAUGGUAACUACUACGGGACCCCCAAGCCCCCGGCGGAGCCCAGCCCGGUGCAGCCGGACCUGGUGGACCAGGUUCUGUUUGACGAGGAGUUCGACACUGAGGUCCAGAGGAAACGCACAACGUCUGUCAGUAAGAUGGACAGGAAGGACAGCGCCGCUCCGGAGGAGGAGGAAGAGGAGGAGAAAACACCUAUAGUCAACGGCCUGACUGCAGAGCACCAGGACCAGGCGGCGGAGUGGCGGCGAUCAGUGCCCAGCUACAGCCAGUCCGCGGGGGGGGAUCCGAGUGCCUGGCAGCCCCAGGACGAGAGCCAGGAGGCCUUGCCCCAGAGCUGGGAGACGGCCUACACCGAGACCGGCAUGGUGUACUUCAUCGACCACAACAGUAAGACCACCACCUGGCUGGACCCCCGCCUCGCCAGGAGGGCCAAGCCUCCGGAGAAGUGCGAGGACGGAGGUGAGAAAAAGCUGCCGUACGGCUGGGAGAAGAUCGAGGACCCUCAGUACGGCACCUACUACGUGGACCACAUCAACCAGAAGACUCAGUUUGAGAAUCCGGUGCAGGAAGCCAAGAGGAAGCUGAGUGUCGACCCUCCCUCUUCAGCAACGCCGCCCGCCCCCCCACCCGCAGCAGAGGAUUCUGGGAGGUUGGCGAGGGUCUUCACUAGGGACCCCUCCCAGCUGCAGGGCUCCAUCCUGCAGACGGCGCUGAGGAAGAGUCCCAAUGGAUUCGGCUUCACCAUCAUCGGGGGGGACCGGCCCGACGAAUUCCUGCAGGUGAAGAACGUCCUGCAGGACGGGCCGGCAGCGCACGACAACAAGAUCGCCUCAGGGGACGUGAUCGUGGACAUCAACGGCUCCUGCGUCCUGGGGAAGACCCACGCGGACGUGGUGCAGAUGUUCCAGUCCAUCCCCGUAAACCAGUACGUGGAGCUGGUGCUGUGCCGGGGCUACCCCCUCCCUCAGGACUCCAGCAGCAGCGGCAGUGAGGAGGCGUCUGGGGGCCUCAAGGACCCCACCCCGUCUCCCUGCAGCUCCACACAGGACCCCCACCACACGGUCCCGGACGGGGGGACCCUCCCCAGGCAGGUGGCGGCCGUCACCCCCAUGAUUAAUGGAGGGCGGCACUCAUACCCCCCCCACCAUCAUCAUCCUCCUCCCCACCACGAGGGCCCUGACCCCACGCUGCUGCAGCCCGAGCUGCUGAGCGUCCCCCUGGUGAAGGGUCCGGGGGGGUUUGGGUUUGCCAUCGCGGACUCCCCGCUGGGCCAGAAGGUGAAGAUGAUCCUGGAUGCGCAGUGGUGCCGCGGCCUGAUGAAGGGCGACGUCAUCAAGGAGGUCAACCGGCAGAACGUGCAGACCCUCACCCACUCCCAGGUGGUGGACAUCCUGAAGGAGCUGCCGGGGGGGAGCGAGGUCAGCCUGCUGGUGCUGCGGGGGGGUCAGACAUCUCCGGUGAAAUCCCUCAAACCGUGCACGGCCCCCAUGUCGCAGCCCCUCCCUCAGCAGCCCCCCCAUCCCGCCCCUCAACAGCAGCAGCCCGCCCCACAGCGACAGGAAGUGAUCAACAACAGUGAGAUCCUGCAGGGACCCGAGGUGGCCCCCAACCCACUGCCGUUCCCCAAGCCGGACGCCUCGGAGCUGUACCUCCGGUCCAGAGCCCUGCAGGACAGCAAGCCGGCCAACACUAAGGACCUGGAUGUUUUCAUCAAGAGGAACCAGGAGUCCGGAUUCGGAUUCAGGGUCCUCGGAGGAGAGGGGCCCGACCAGCCGGUGUACAUCGGGGCCAUCGUGCCCCUCGGCGCAGCGGAGAAGGACGGCCGGCUGCGGGCCGGAGACGAGCUGCUGUGCAUCGACGGGGUCCCGGUGAAGGGGAAGUCCCACAAGCAGGUCCUGGAGCUGAUGACCAACGCAGCACGCCACGGACAGGUGAUGCUCACCGUGCGCAGGAAGCUCUCAAACACAGAUGCUGAUGAAGAGGAGCCUCUCUCCGUUAGCUCCCCUCAGACCCCCCGGAUCCAGGUCCCUGACGCCGUGCAGACCCCCCUCCCCACUGGCAGACCGGAGUGCUUCGACGUGUUCCUGCAGAGACGAGACACAGAGGGCUUUGGCUUUGUCAUCCUCACCUCCAAGAACAAGCCCCCCCCCGGAGUGAUCCCCCACAAGAUAGGCCGGAUCAUCGAGGGCAGCCCGACCGACCGGGCGGGCCGGAUGAAAGUGGGGGACCGCAUCUCCGCCGUCAACGGGCUCUCCAUCAUGGAGCUGUCGCACAACGACAUCGUGCAGCUCAUCAAGGACGCCGGCUCGCAGGUGACACUCACCGUGGUGCCGGAGGACGAUAACGCUCCUCUGUCUGGAACGAACUCGGCGAAGCAGAGUCCUUCAGCUCAGCACAGGGCAGUGGGCCAGCAGCCCCCCAACUACUCAGACAGGAACGGAGACUCGGGGACCCUCAGCUCCAAGCAGGUGAACCCCUCCCCCAGUUGUUCCCCGGCCCUCAGGGUCCUGGUCUAUGAUAAAGGUAAAGAGCCUGUGGUGUGGUGUCUCCUGCAGGGCUGCUUCGUGGUGGAGCUGGACCGCAGCCAGAGGGGCUUCGGCUUCAGCCUGCGGGGGGGCAAGGAGUACAACAUGGGGCUGUUCAUCCUGAGACUGGCGGAGGACGGGCCAGCGCUGAACGACGGUCGCAUACACGUGGGCGAUCAGAUCGUGGAGAUUAACGGCGAGGCGACGCAGGGCAUCACACACACCCGGGCCAUCGAGCUGAUCCAGGCCGGGGGCAGCAAGGUGCACCUGCUGCUGAGACCCGGACAGGGGGCCGUGCCGGACCACAGUUCAAAGGACAAAGUAGCCGCCCCCCCCCGACUCUCUGAGGGCCCGUCCUCCCCUGCCUCCCUCUCUACCUCAGAAACAUCCCCGUCUUCCCCCAAACCCCCAGAGGAGACCAGGUCCAGGAAGAGCAGCCGCGGUGACUCCAGGGCAGACCCCGAGACGGAGCGCUCCCACAGCCCCAGGAAGACAGAGCGGGGCCACAGUGGGUCACUGGAGGACAUGAGGAGGGACCGGAGGGGCCACAGGGACCACCACUCCUCCAGCCCCAGGAAGACCUCCAAGAGCCAGGAGGAGCCGCAGAGCCCCCGCCGUCCUGCAGGCCAGCAGCCGGCCCCCGGGGAGAAACACCUGGGGACCGGGACCAGGAAGAGGGCCGAGCAGGAGGGCCACAGGGGGUCGGACGGUGAGGGAACCCUCAGCCGGAGGAGGGCCAGGGAGAAGGAGGAGGGGAAGAAGGACCCCCGAGGCUCCAGCAACAGCAUCGGGGACCCCAGCUGCAAUGGGACCAGCAAGAAGACCCCAAUCACCCCGGGGCCCUGGAAGGUCCCCAGCUCCGCCAAGAUCCAGAACCAGGAGUCGAGCUAUGCCGACAUCUGAUGCUCCUCUGAGGGUCUCACCCACAGAAUGAUCUUUAAAUGAAGUGACUCCCCCGUGUUCCUGUCACCUCACCCCCCCCCCGGGCUGAACAGAGACACAUGCAGAGUUCAAGAUAAAGGGAAGGAAGUUAGGGAAGCGUUUUAGGGAAACCAGAGGUCAGGAAAGAUCUAAAUGUUUAAAUAUGUAUUAAAACUGUAGAAACGCUAGAGCUACGUCUGAGACGACGGAUCAGUCUCCAAUAAUCUCCAACAUUUUUCAGAAUGCAGUCAUCAGUAGAGUAUUAUCUUUCCUUUUAACUCCAAGUACCGGGAAAUGAUUUGAACUUUACUGUGCAUUUAUACAUAAACCCCGUUCUGCUGGGGGGGGGGGGACACUGGGUGAGUUACCAUGCAAAGAUCAUUCUGUGGGAGGUAGGAGAAACAUUUUUUGAAGCUGGACGUUAAUUAUUGAAGGAUAUUGUUGUUAUUUUUUUGCCAUCUCGGACAAAGCAGAUCACUGUAGCCAGCACCAGAGCCUCAUCACUUCUGAUUUACUUCUGCUUUUAUUCCUCACGCAGUUUGCCUCGGUCAGUCGGGAGGAUUUGUACCGUAUAUGAAGAUAUAUUUGGGGGGGGGGUUAAUCUGAAACUGCAGCGGACUGCACUGUGAGACAAACCAAAUCCACGUCUGUCCUUCUGAAGGAACGUCUCCAGCUGAGAUGCGUUCACUGUCCCUGCAGGAAGCUCCGGAGAGUGGAGCUCCUCUUCUCUCUCUGCAGCCUGGACGUCAUGCAACAGGAGAGACUUUUACUUUGAAGGAGCUUUAUAUGCACCAAUCAGCAGACCAGAUACUUGUGGUUCAACUUCUACUGUGUGUUAAUAAAAUGAAGCGUAAUGUAAUUUAUUGAGAUGUGAUGUAAACAUGCUGAGUUCGGGGGGAAUAGAUUGUGUAGAUAAUAAUCUAUGCUCCAUUUCUAGGUUUCAUACUGUCUACUGUUCGCAGCUCUGAGUUCACCUGCUCAUGUUUAGAGAUAUAACCCCAGAGACAUAUCUUAUUAUUUAACUAAGUGAAACACACCUCCAGAUCUAUUCCUGAUUUAUUUUUGUAGUGACUAUGAUCCAUAAUGUGAGGAACAGCACACGUCUGCUUAAAUGUCGACAUGAUCUAUGUUCUAAAUGCACCCAGACUCCUGAAACUGAAGGUUGUUUUACAGACAGGAGGACACGUCGUCACAAAAUGUGAAAAUCAGAAUUUAACUUUGUGAAGUUUCUCAAAUCUAAUCAGACAGGGAUUCACCUUCCAGAUGAAAAGUGUAUAUUUUUAAUUUAUUGGGAUGAGUUGUGUUUGGUGUGCAGAGACCUCUAGUGGCUUCAUCAAGUCCUGCGCCGGAGAAACUAAGGUAUUGUAGGUCUCCAUGUCUGACACCGUGGCCUUGCAUCGCUCCAACACACAUAUAUAAAUAAUGAGACAUAUCUUUUAGUUUCGACAUCAUGGUGGUUGUAAAUGUUGUACAGCACAUGUAUAAACUUGCCUCAUGCAGAAACAAUCCUCUGUAAAUGGUGUCAUUAUUUUUUUAAGGGAGCUGAGAGGAGGUCGUAUAGGGAAGGGUGGAGACGAUGAUCUGUCAUGGCGCUCGGUUCAUGCACUGACAAUAAAGGUUUACUGAAUAAA
This is a messenger RNA of Eleginops maclovinus (Patagonian blennie), 6191 nucleotides long. It is a transcript of the gene magi3a, whose product is annotated as membrane associated guanylate kinase, WW and PDZ domain containing 3a. Gene Ontology annotation, biological process: signal transduction. The coding region runs from base 586 to 4542 and encodes 1318 amino acids. Gene Ontology annotation, cellular component: cell-cell junction; cytoplasm. Gene Ontology annotation, molecular function: protein binding. The transcript is spliced from 19 exons. The record is from RefSeq and is a predicted model, not a curated record. NCBI's taxonomy places the organism in Eukaryota, Metazoa, Chordata, Actinopteri, Perciformes, Eleginopidae.